CAUAAGGCAUUGGCAAUCAAAUGAAUAUGAAAAUUGAAUUGAAAUUAAAUUUGAUGGCAUUUGGCAAAGCAAAACUCAAAACUCGUGCUGAAAAAGCGUUUUCUCUUGGAGUAAUAAUAUAUUCUUUACCCUAGUUUUAAUGUAGAUCACAGGAAACAAGUAAUUUCUUGUUUUUAUUUAGUUUAUACAUAUCGUAACUUUAAUUUUAUUAACUACUGGUUGCCAAAAGCAAAUUGAUACAAUAAACAAUACAGCAGGGUCUUGGGUAAACUUUCAACUUUGUAUCUCAUUGAAACGAAAUAUGGCUUUACCUUUGCAUGCUGAAAAGAGAAAGGCUCAGGAGGAAAUGCGACGUUUGAUGUUAGAGCGAAAGAAUAAAGACAAGAAACCAAAACAAAUUAUAAACAAUCCACUAGCCAAAUAUAAUAACAUUGGUCAACUUAUGUGUGUUCUCUGCUCCUCCAUUGUACGCUCAGAGAAUGUGUGGGAAGUGCACAUAAACAGCAAGCAGCACAGAAAUAAUGUUGAUCAAGCAAAGAAGUUAAAACAACUAACCAACAAUUUCACAGAUGAUAAAGUGAAAAAAAGGUUGGCUACCACAACAUUGGACACACCACAAGAAAAAAAACCUAAAGGGAUAUUGAAAAACUCUGUUGAGAAACCUCCAGUUGUACAGAAACCUAAAAAUAAUGCACCCAUAAUUUUUUCACAUCACGAUGAGCAAGUUGUAAGGAAAGACAUUAGUUCUACAAGGCAAGGUGAAAAAUUAGAAGAGAAAGCUGUUGAAAAGAAAGUUGAAAGUAACACACAGGAGAUUGUCCCAGAUCCAUCACUUACACAACCAAUUCCUGAAGGAUUCUUUGAUGAUCCCAUAUUGGAUGCAAAGGCCCGUAAUAUUGAAUACAAAGAUCCUGUUGAAGAGGAAUGGGAAAAGUUUCAAAAAGAAAUAAAAGAAGAAACUACUACUUCUGCAGAAAUUAUUGCUGGUGAACAAGAAGAAGCUACAGCAGAACGACAAAUUGAUGAAAUAGAUGAACAGAUACGAAACUGGUCAAGAGUGUUGGAUUUGGAAUUGAAAAAGGAAGAGACAAAGAAGAAAAUUCAAGAUAUAGAGAUGCUAAACGAGGAUGAUGACAAUGAUUCCGAUAAUGAAGCUGAAAUUGAUGAGUUCUUAGACUGGCGAGCUAAGAAAUCUUAUUCGUAGCAUUACAUAAUAUUGAAUAUAACGGUUUAUUUUA
Bicyclus anynana (squinting bush brown) is the source of this 1238-nucleotide messenger RNA. Its product is annotated as zinc finger protein 830. The transcript has 4 exons. The record is from RefSeq and is a predicted model, not a curated record. NCBI's taxonomy places the organism in Eukaryota, Metazoa, Arthropoda, Insecta, Lepidoptera, Nymphalidae. The coding region runs from base 302 to 1204 and encodes 300 amino acids. Gene Ontology annotation, cellular component: spliceosomal complex; nucleus. Gene Ontology annotation, molecular function: nucleic acid binding; zinc ion binding. Gene Ontology annotation, biological process: nuclear DNA replication; mitotic DNA damage checkpoint signaling; mitotic DNA replication checkpoint signaling.